Brachypodium distachyon (stiff brome) is the source of this 1161-nucleotide messenger RNA. Its product is annotated as probable ATP synthase 24 kDa subunit, mitochondrial. Gene Ontology annotation, biological process: pollen development. Bases 120 to 848 code for a protein of 242 amino acids. The transcript is spliced from 7 exons. Lineage: Eukaryota; Viridiplantae; Streptophyta; Magnoliopsida; Poales; Poaceae. The record is from RefSeq and is a predicted model, not a curated record.
ACAAAGCGCAGGCUCAGGCGCCGCCUCCAUUUCCUCGUCCCAUCCCCCAUCUCGCUCUCGCGGCCGAGAGAAGAGAAUCCGAUCGGAGAAGAAGGAGAGAGGCGCAUCGCCCACCAGCCAUGGCGCUCGCCGCUCGCCUCGUCUCCCGCUCCCGCCAGCUAUAUUCUGCCCAAGCUGCUUUGGCCAAUGGAGGUGUCACUCAAGUCCGCUCAUAUGCCAAGGAAGCAGCUCCAGCUGACCGCCCUGUCAGUGGUGAUGAACUAUUGAAGGGCAUAUUUUUUGAGGUAAAGAAAAAGUUUGAGACAGCACUUGGGGUCCUUAAGAAGGAGAAGAUCACAAUUGAUCCAGAUGACCCAACAGCAGUUGCUGGUUAUGCCCAAGUCAUGAGGACUGUAAGAGAAAAGGCAGAUCUUCUUUCUGAUUCUCAGAGAAUUAAAUAUACUAUUGAGACUUUCACGAAGGGCAUCCCUGAUGCACGGACUUACUUGAAUACCCUUGAGGAGAUCAGGAAAAAGAGUGGACUUAUAGAUGAUCUUGGUGUUGAGGCUAUGAUGAUGGAAGCUCUCGAGAAAGUUGAGAGUGACAUUAAGAAGCCACUUCUGAGGAGUGACAAGAAGAACAUGGGUCUCCUCUUGGCAGAGUUUGAGAAGAUAAACAAAAAGCUUGGCAUUCGGAAGGAGGAUCUUCCCAAGAUUGAGGAAGAACUUGAACUUGAAAUUGCCAAAAGUGAACUGACAGAACUUAAGAACGAGUGUGUUGAAGCAAUGGAGGGUCAACUAAAGAGGGAGGAGUUUAAAGAUGAGGUGAUGCCUGACGUCAGGAAGUUGGACAUUAGAAACUUUCUUUAGGCCUGGUUGGUGAUAAUCCUCACGGCGUUUCAAAAUGCCUGAUCCAGCUAUGUUUUUCCUUUCAAGUGACGGCCGGUGCUGUAAGCGACACCUAAUGGAUGUUAUUCUUGUUUUUUGUAAUAAAACUGCACCGAAAAUACAACGACAUACAACCGUUGAGUUGGGUUGCUUUGGUUACCUUCCGGAUUCGAGAGUUUUGUUGUUUCUUAGGCCGGCAACGUGAACGUCAAGUGUUGCUGAAUAUGUGCCUGCUGCUGUUGUUGUAGUAGCCACAGCUUAUAAUUAUAAGGGAUGCUCCGAUGUUAUGUGCUGA